AAAGCCGCGACUUUGACCUUGGACUUUCUCUUCGCCACAAGUUUCCAUUAGUACCCCUCUGCCAUUACUGAAUUGGUCCUCCUGUUGUUGCCCCAAAUUCCGUCGACCUGUUUUCCUCCGCUUCUCAGCUCAAUCGAUAUCGUCGAAAAUGAUCCGAUUCAUUCUGCUCCAGAACAGGCAAGGCAAGACUCGUCUGGCCAAAUACUACAUUCCCCUCGAGGAAUCCGAGAAGCAUAAGGUGGAAUACGAGGUUCAUCGGUUGGUCGUGAACAGAGAUCCGAAAUUCACUAACUUUGUGGAGUUCCGCACCCACAAAGUUAUCUACAGGCGAUACGCAGGAUUGUUUUUCUCCUUGUGUGUUGACAUAACAGAUAAUGAACUUGCAUAUCUUGAGUGCAUCCAUUUAUUUGUCGAGAUACUUGACCAUUUCUUCAGCAAUGUUUGUGAGCUAGAUUUGGUGUUCAAUUUCCACAAGGUACGUCAUUUCACUUGUAUAUAAUCUUGUUUUUUUCACUUUGAUGGUUUUUUCCUGUGUGUAAUCUUGCAUUUGGCCUUUCAAUCUUUUGUUUUGCCAGUCAAAUCGUUGUGCUCAACCUUAGUGUAAGGUUUGGCGGAUCGACAAAUUUGACUUUCCCUUUUCACUUGUCACUUUGAAGAUCAAUCACAAUAUUAAUUACUAGUCACAGUUCAACUUCAACAUCUUCAGUCCAUUCUGGCCCUUAGUUACUUUGACGUUUUCCAAACCUUGUAUGUGCCAUGACCAUAUGUAAUGCCAUGUGCAAGUCGAAGUGCUUUUUGGCUGUUGGUGCUAAUGGAAUGAAAUCCUUAACAAACACGAUCAAUACUUUGGUUGCAUCAGAAUUUGACGGGAAGGCUUAUUCGAUUUUGCUCUGUGGCUGUCACAGGGGAAUAGCUUGUGCAUAAUGUGUAUUUGACUGGACUUUUAGCUGAGAGCUAUACUAAUAAUGUCAGAAGGCAAAAUCUGUCUUAACAUGAAUCUGACUUUUAUAGGCAAAACAUGAAUCUAAGCUUUUACUUAUGUAACCAUUUGAAACUUUUGCGUGAUUUUGGAUUUUGGGAACCUCGGGGUUCAAUUUCACUAAACGUUGAACUGUUUCUGCUUCUGUCUUGAAGGUGUAUCUGAUUUUAGACGAGUUUAUUCUUGCCGGGGAACUUCAAGAAACAAGUAAAAAGGUAAAUCUUGUUCCAGACCUCUGUUACCUCUUCGAUGAGUGACAAUUUAUCAUGGUUGUGUGAGAUUUUUAAAGCUCAAAAUGGCAUCCCUGAAUCUUGCAUUUAAGUUUCUUCUUCAAUUGUCCUAGGCUAUUAUAGAGAGAAUGGGAGAAUUGGAAAAGCAGGAGUAAGGAUUAAUUUUGCAGCAGCAGUUUCAUGCUCUCAAGAAUUACCCCGCGGCCUUUUUUCUUUUCUCUCUCGUUUUUUUUGCUCUUUUCAUUUACUUUACGUUUGUUCAUCUCAUUACAUGGAUAGCUUCUUGUUUCAGCCUUUUAUUGUGUAUAGUUCUUCUGUCAUAGUCCUGUUGGAGGUGGUUGUGCAUUUCUGACAAUUUCUCUCUAAGGAUAUCUUUAUACUGUGUAUUCAUUGAUUUUUGAUGGGUUUGUGCGUUUCCAAGUUUCUUUGUUUGGGAUUGAAUAGCCUCGGAAGCAACCUUUUCCUUUUAGUAGUUGGUAAAAGAAAGCCACAAGCUUCCGGUGUAGUCUGUUGGAUUCCAUAUACUUGGUCGAGAUAUGUCUUGCCAAAGCAAAACGUAACGGAAACAAACUAAAACAAGUUUAUUUGGUAUUCAAGAUUUACUAUGUUUUGAAUGAUUUCCAACAUAUUAUGAAUGAAAUUUUUCUUCGCAAAAAAAAAAAAUCCCAGUGAUAGUUAAGACUAAACAAAGAAGAUGUACCGUAUAUGUAUAUAUAUCAUUUGUGAAACUAAUUCUAAUGUUUCAACACAAACAAUUUUUAAAUUUUAACCCAUUAAUACGAAAUACGAUUGGUUGUGUUUCUACUAUUUCAUGGAUCUCUUGAAAUGGUUCUGUUUUGAGAUACGCAAAGUUCAAAAUGUGAUUUCAAUCUGUGAAUUUUUUAUUUUUUUUUUUCUACGUUUUUAACCAAAUAAAUUUACACAAAUUGAAUGCAUACGGACGAUGAAUUGAUGUAUGGAGUUGGUUUUUCAGCCUUGUCUGUUUCCAAUUUUGGUGGGGGCCGGUGGCCAUUCUUUUUGGAAGGAAUUUUUUUGGGCCUACUUUGAGGAUUCAAAGCCUACUUUCGAAAUACUUUAUAGCGCCUCAGACUGAACCUUUCCUUUCUUUUUUUUUUUUUUUUGAGAAUUUCAAUUCUUUUCCUUGUCAAUUUUUUUAAAAUUAUUUUUUGACGAAACAAGU
This is a messenger RNA of Oldenlandia corymbosa var. corymbosa, 2389 nucleotides long. Lineage: Eukaryota; Viridiplantae; Streptophyta; Magnoliopsida; Gentianales; Rubiaceae. The record is from the annotation of a GenBank genome assembly.